Molecule: messenger RNA, 1663 nt
Organism: Mesocricetus auratus (golden hamster)
Lineage: Eukaryota; Metazoa; Chordata; Mammalia; Rodentia; Cricetidae
Gene: Rbm38
Product: RNA binding motif protein 38
Exons: 4
Coding region: 34-747 (237 amino acids)
Cellular component (GO): cytosol
Molecular function (GO): RNA binding
Source: RefSeq, a predicted model, not a curated record
CAUGCGCCGGCCGGCUCGGUAGCGGCGGCCCCGAUGCUGCUGCAGCCCGCGUGCGCCCCGAGCGUGUUCCCGCGGCCGCCCGCCGCCCCCAGCGCCAUGCACGGCUCGCAGAAGGACACCACGUUCACCAAGAUCUUCGUGGGCGGCCUGCCCUACCACACCACCGACGCAUCUCUCAGGAAGUACUUCGAGGGCUUCGGAGACAUCGAGGAGGCCGUGGUCAUCACCGACCGCCAGACCGGCAAGUCCCGCGGCUACGGCUUCGUGACCAUGGCGGAUCGGGCAGCAGCUGAUAGGGCUUGCAAAGACCCUAACCCUAUCAUUGAUGGGCGAAAGGCCAAUGUGAACCUGGCCUACCUGGGUGCCAAGCCUAGGAGCCUGCAGACUGGCUUUGCUGUUGGCGUGCAGCAGAUACACCCCACCUUGAUCCAGCGCACCUAUGGGCUGACCCCCCACUACAUCUACCCGCCAGCCAUUGUGCAGCCCAGCGUGGUGAUCCCUGCCACCCCUGUCCCAUCGCUGUCCUCGCCCUACCUUGAGUAUACGCCAAGCAGCCCAGCCUAUGCCCAGUACCCUCCAGCCGCCUACGACCAGUACCCGUACGCCGCCUCACCUGCCACGGCCACCAGCUUCGUGGGCUAUGGCUACCCAGCUGCCAUGCCCCCAGCCUUGUCCGCCGCUGCACCUGCGGGCACCACCUUCCUGCAGUACCAGGCACCUCAGCUACAACCUGACAGGAUGCAGUGAGGCGCGUCCUGCCUAGGGCCACAGCCACCACCUGCCAGCCUCGGGAGCCACCAGCACUUGGGUCUCCUCGGGCCCCUGCCGAGGGCACCAGACAGCUUCUUCUCCAGCCCAGGCCCUGCUGUGCCUUGAGGAAGGACAUGAGGAGUAAGGGGUACACCCUUGGGGACCUCUGCAGCCACUCCAUGCCAGGUGCCUUACUCUGGGAUGGGUGCAGACACGCCCCUUCCUCUUUGGAAACCCCGCCCACUCCCUUCAGUCGGAGUACUGCGCCAUGUCCUUUUGGGAUUGUUCUGCUCUGAAGGCAAGACCAUCAUCACCAAGAACCCUGAACAUAGUUUCUACUUAGAGGCUGGCUUUGGUCAAUAGUUCCCCUGUGGAGACAUUGACAGUAUUUCUCUGUGACAGUGUCACGGAUGGGAUGCCUGGAGCCACCCCUCCCGCACAGGGUGGUCAUCACCAGACUGCAGCCAUGCAGGGUCCUGGGUUCCUGUCUGUCUGGUGCUGCCCACCUCACCUGCAGAGGUCCUCGUCAGGGCGGAUUCUCAGGUGUCUGUUGCUGUGCCAUUGAGGCCUUCUUCCCGGCCCUGCACCCUCUAGGCAGGCUCUGCCCACCCCCCCGACCCUCCUACCCUCCUAUGUCACCUGUGGGCCAGUCUGGGAGCAUGGCCGGGCUGCGCUGCGCAGAGGGAGAAGUCCAGCCCACGUCUGGGAGGGGUGCAGUGAGCAUCCCUGGCAGCAUGAGCUGCCCGCAGGCUGGGCAGUGGGUCCCUCCACACCUACCUCAGGGAGCCAGUGUGAAGACACUGGGCAGUACGCCUGCUACUCAAGCCCAGAGGACAGAGGGAGUAAUGUUAUAAUAAUAUUUUUAUUAGAAUGUUCUGAUUAUAAAAAUAAAACAUGUUUUCUUUAAAGAAAA